AUGUCUGGCGCAGUGGGUCGUGAGGCAGUCUUUCCGACCCGCCAGUCGCUCGGGUUGAUGAAGAGCAAGCUUAAGGGCGCGGAGAUAGGUCACAGUUUACUGAAGAGGAAGAGCGAGGCAUUAACUAAGCGCUUUCGCGAGAUCACGAGACGAAUCGAUGAAGCAAAGAGGAAAAUGGGCCGCGUGAUGCAAAUUGCGGCUUUCUCUCUAGCCGAAGUUACAUAUGCUGUUGGCGGAGAUAUUGGGUUUCAGAUUCAAGAGUCGGCCAAACAAGCUCGAUUCCGAGUCCGAACAAAGCAAGAGAACGUAUCGGGAGUUUUGCUCCCACAGUUUGAGAGCAUUAUUUCAGAAAGUACAAACGACUUUGGAUUGACCGGUCUCGGAAAGGGAGGACAGCAAGUGCAGCGGUCUCGAGAGACAUAUGCUCGAGCCGUGGAGACUCUUGUCGAACUUGCUAGCUUGCAGACUGCGUUCGUCAUUCUAGAUGAAGUCAUCAAAGUCGUAAACAGAAGAGUAAACGCAAUCGAGCAUGUUAUUAUUCCUCGCACUGAGAACACCAUUAAAUAUAUCAAUUCAGAAUUAGACGAACUCGACAGAGAAGAAUUCUACCGACUGAAAAAGGUGUCUAACAAGAAGCAGAGGGAUACGGCCGCCCAAGAUGCCGAAAUUCAUGCACAACGGCAGAAAGAAGCUAAGGAGGCAAAUGGCGAUGUCGCUUCUGUCGCAACAGAAGAGCAAGAUACAGCUGAUAUGCUCGGAGAGGAAGGAGAAGAAGAUGUCAUCUUUUGA
This is a messenger RNA of Talaromyces atroroseus, 789 nucleotides long. Its product is annotated as V-type proton ATPase subunit D. Gene Ontology annotation, biological process: vacuolar acidification. NCBI's taxonomy places the organism in Eukaryota, Fungi, Ascomycota, Eurotiomycetes, Eurotiales, Trichocomaceae. Gene Ontology annotation, cellular component: fungal-type vacuole membrane; vacuolar proton-transporting V-type ATPase complex. Gene Ontology annotation, molecular function: proton-transporting ATPase activity, rotational mechanism. Bases 1 to 789 code for a protein of 262 amino acids. The record is from RefSeq and is a predicted model, not a curated record. The transcript has 8 exons.